CAGCUAUGGCGCUGGCCAAGGCAUGACACAGCGUGAUGCCGCCUUCCACACAGCAGCAUCAGCAGCAGUAGCGUCGCCACCGCCUCCGUCGCGGUCGGAAUGUAUUGCUCUCAUCCACUCGUGCACGCAACUGACCGCGGCCCGCCGGAUCCACGCCCAGCUCGGUCGAUCCGGGAUGCUACGCGAUGAUCAGGAUUGCCAGCUCUCCUCUCGGCUCAUCGCCAUGUAUGGCCGAUGCGGGAGCGUAGAGGAAGCUCGCAAGGUGUUCGAUGCCAUCCCCGGUGAUCGUGGCCACCACCACGCCGCCAGCAAUGCGCUCUUGGCUGCGUAUGCCGGCAAUGGGCGACUGCAAGAGAUGGAGCGCCUGUUCAACUCGAUGGAAGGGAGAAAUCUGGUGUCGUGGACUGCGAUGCUCACGGCAUUCUCCCGAAGCGGGCAUCUUGUCAAAGCGGAGAGCGUUUUUGCAAGGAUGCCUGUCCAGUUUAAGGAUGUGGUGUGUAAGAACACGAUGCUGGCUGCCUACACCCAAGCUGGACGCCUCCAGCAAGCCAGGAGGAUGUUUGAUUCCAUGAACGACCGGGACGUGGCGUCUGGAAAUGUGAUGCUCACCGCGUAUUCCCAAGCUGGAGAACUGCAUCUUGCCAAGCAGGUCUUUGCUAGUAUGCCCGAAUGGGAUCUUAUCUCAUGGAAUGCAAUGCUGGCUGCGCUGGCUCUAGCCGGAGACUACGAUGAUGCAAGGAGAUUGUUUUCACGCAUGCAUGCUAAAAAUCUGAUCUCCUGGAACACCAUGCUCUCUGCAUAUGCCCAAAGCGGAGAUCUUUGUGAAGCGCGCAAGCUUAUGGACGCUAUGCCCCGCCACAACAUAAUCUCGUGGAAUUCUUUCCUCACAGCUCAUACGAAAAUGGGGAACAUAAGUAAAACGCGACAGUGUUUUGACCAGAUGCCUGCAAAAGAUCUUGUGUCUUGGAAUGCCAUGCUAGCUGCAUAUGCCCAACUCGGGCUUUUGGAGGAAGCACAGGAGCUCUUUCUAACCAUGCCUGCGAGGAGCUUGAUAUCAUGGAACGCCAUGCUCACGGCUUCAGCACACGAUGGCGACGUCGAUGGAGCGGAGAAAAUGUUUGCCACUGAGAUUCCACUGCGAGAUCUUGUCUCUUGGAAUUCGAUGCUGGCAUUGUACACGAGACAUGGCCUCAUGGACAGAGCGAAGCUCUUGUUUCACCAGGAGAUGGAGCAGCACGAUCUGGUCUCUUGGAACGCGAUGCUGUCCGGCUAUGCACAGCUGAAUGAUCCGCAGCUGGAAAGUGCCCGACAGAGCUUUGCUGCCAUGCCACAGCACGAUCUCGUGUCUCACAAUGCCAUGAUCUCGGCCUUGGCUUCCAGGGGCCAUCUUCUUGAGGCCAAGUCCGCCUUUGACUCCAUGCCUGAACGGGACGUCAUCUCCUACAACGCGUUGCUUGGUGGCUACGUUCACGCUGGCGAGCUGCGAGAUGCCGAGCUCGUCUUCUCUGCGAUGCCAAAGAGAAAUCAGGUGUCCUGGGCGAGCAUGGCUGCCGGGUACGCCCGCGUCGGUGAUGUAGAAUCUGCGAAGCGGGUGUUCGACGCGACGCCGGAGCGGAAUGUGGUGGCGUGGAACGUCUUACUAGCCGCAUACGCCCACACUGGGCAUGCCAAGGGGCUGUUUGACUCCAUGCCGCAGCGGGACAUUGUGUCGUGGAACUCGUUGCUGACAUCGUAUGUGCAAGCCGGUGACGCUGAAAACGCCAAGAAGACAUUCGACAGCAUGUCGAGAUGGAAUAGUGUGUCAUGGAAUCUUAUCCUCCACCUCCACCUCCAUCUCCAGUCCUCCUCGCGGCACACCUUUGAGCUCCCACACGAGCAUGACAAUCAGAGCAAGGACAUCGGGUGGUGGAAUACGAUGUUAGCGGCGGCUGGGGAGCAAGAUGCCCGAAAGGCCAAGGAGGUGUUUGAUGCGAUGCAGCAGCGGAAUCUCGUAUCGUGGAACGCGCUGCUGUCGGCAUACUCCAUCAAAGGGAAAGAGCACCUGGAGAGUGCCAAGCGCACGUUUGACGAGAUGCCCGAGAGGGACGUGACGUCUUGGAAUUGCCUGCUGUGCUCGUAUGCCCACACCGGGUACCUGGAGGAGGCAAAGCUGAUCCACGCCAGCAUCCCGUAUAGUGACGUCGUCGCCGACACAGCUAUGCUUACUGCUUAUGCGCACAACGGGCAGCUUGAAGAUGCCAAGUGUUGCUUUGACGCUAUGCCGCAGCGGGACGUUGUGUCCUGGAAUGCUAUGCUCACCGGGUUGGCCGCCUGCGGGCGUCUCGUAGAGCUACGCAAGCUCUUCGCCACCAUGCCGGAGCGGAGCACAGUGUCGUGGAGUGCAGUACUGGCGGCUCACGCGGAUUGCGGCGACUUCACGUCGGUGGUGGCGAUCUUCGAGGAGAUGAAAGCUAGCGAGGUUCCGGACGAGGCUUGCUUCGUGUCGGCGCUGGCAGCUCUCAGCCACACUGGCGACUUGCGAGAUUGCCGCAGCUGCCUGGUAUCGAUGCCUACAGACUAUGGAGUGCGCCCGGUGAAGCAGCACUUCAGCUGCGUGCUGGACGUGCUUGGGAGAGCGGGGCAUUUGGAUGCUGCCAGAGAACUGCUUGCAAGCAUGCCCUUCGCACCCGAUGUUCUCGACUGGAAGUGCCUGCUCGCGGCGUGUAGGAACCACAAGAACACCAGGCAGGGAGCCAUUGCCGCCACAAAUGUUCUUGGCAUGGAUCCUAACGAGGGAGCGGCCUAUGUGCUACUCUCAGACGCACACACACGAUGAUCACACGAUGAGAUACCUUAAUCUUUGGCUUGUAUUAUAAGAACAGGUGCGAAUUCAACGAGAAGGCACUGCUUCAGCAGUCGAUAAGAAUGGUGGGAUCACAGCAGCAUUCAUCCAACAGGCAACAGCAGCACAGUGCUGCGAGACUGCAAAUCACAAUGUAAGCGAUCUGUAGACUACUGGAAAGAGAUUUACCAUCCUUGGAGGAA
Messenger RNA from Selaginella moellendorffii, 3024 nucleotides. RefSeq names its product pentatricopeptide repeat-containing protein At1g32415, mitochondrial-like. The record is from RefSeq and is a predicted model, not a curated record. Lineage: Eukaryota; Viridiplantae; Streptophyta; Lycopodiopsida; Selaginellales; Selaginellaceae. Gene Ontology annotation, molecular function: protein binding. Bases 23 to 2815 code for a protein of 930 amino acids. The transcript has a single exon.